Molecule: messenger RNA, 2046 nt
Organism: Cotesia congregata
Lineage: Eukaryota; Metazoa; Arthropoda; Insecta; Hymenoptera; Braconidae
Source: the annotation of a GenBank genome assembly
AUGGCUGCUCACAAGACAGGUGGGCAAAAUGCUCGGAAAAAAGUUCAGGUAUCAAUGGUUAUUCGUGAUGAGGUAGAAAAAAAACACAGAGCGGGUGUUAAUUCUCUUCAAUAUGACCCAGCAUUACACAGGCUUUAUUCUGCCGGUAGAGAUAGUAUUAUUAGGAUAUGGAACUGUAAAAAUAUGAACGAACCUUUCAUUCAGUCGAUGGAACAUCAUACGGACUGGGUUAAUGAUAUUGUACUAUGCUGUGGAGGAAAAAAUUUAAUUUCGGCAAGCUCAGACACUACAGUAAAAGUUUGGAAUGCUCACAAAGGUUUUUGCAUGUCAACAUUGAGAACUCAUAAAGAUUAUGUAAAGGCACUUGCGUAUGCCAAAGACAGAGAACAAGUAGCGAGUGCUGGAUUAGAUAGACAAAUUUUCUUAUGGGAUGUUAAUACACUGACAGCUUUAACAGCGAGUAAUAAUACAGUAACAACAUCAUCUUUAGCUGGCAAUAAGGACUCAAUUUACAGUUUAGCGAUGAAUCCUCCAGGUACAGUAAUAGUCAGUGGCAGUACUGAAAAAGUAUUGCGAGUAUGGGAUCCAAGAACUUGUAAUAAAUUAAUGAAAUUACGUGGUCACGCGGAUAAUAUUAAAGCAUUAGUAUUAAAUCGUGAUGGCACUCAGUGUUUAUCAGCAAGUUCUGACGGUACGAUAAAAUUAUGGUCCCUUGCUCAACAAUUGUGUAUACAAACAUUCAGAGUACACACUGAGGGUGUUUGGGCGCUUUUAGCAACAGACACAUUUAGUCAUGUAAUAUCGGGUGGACGUGAUAAGAGGGUUAUUAUGACAGAAUUGAGGAAUCCAGAAAGAUAUACUGUGAUUUGUAAUGAGAGUGCGCCGAUAUUAAAAAUGGCAAUGACACCAGAUCAAUCGAGUAUUUGGGUAGCUACUAGUGAAUCGACAAUUAAUAAUUGGUGUAUCAAUCAAAGAGAUUGGCAAUGUGGUGAUUAUAGUGUUGAAACAGCGGGUAGUGGUAAUAGUGGAAUGGUACCUAAACAUACAGAGCCUGCUCAAAAAAUACUCGGUGGUCCAGCAAUCAGGCAUCACGUUAUUUUAAAUGAUAGACGUUACGUUCUUACUAAAGAUACUGAAGAAAAUAUCGCGCUUUAUGAUGUACUUAAAGCCUGUAAAGUAGAAGAUCUUGGACGUGUUGAUUUCGAUCAAGAAGUUAAAAAAAGAAAUAAAAUGGUUUAUAUUCCAAGUUGGUUUAAUGUAGAUCUUAAAACUGGUAUGCUGACUAUUCAUCUAGGACAAGAUGAAAACGACUGUUUCUCGGCAUGGGUCUCCGCAAGAGAUACUGGGAUUACUGAUAAUGAUAAUGUUGAUCAAAAAGUUAACUACGGUAAUUUAUUGUUGCAAGCGUUACUUGAGCAUUGGUGGAAACCAAUGCAUGCUGACGAUGAAAAUGAAGGUAACAGUAAUGAUGGAAGUGGUCAAGCACAUGUCAGGGAUGGAAAUCUUUAUUUCCCAGUACCUGGUCACACACCAGUUAUAUUCAGUGAAGUUGGUGGAAAAACGCUGUACAGACUUUUAGUACGAGACGCAGCUGGUGAAACUGAACGAGCUCUUUUAAACGAAACAGUACCUUCGUGGGUUGUGGAUAUUGUUGUUGAUAAAAAUCUACCUAAAUUUAUAAAAAUUCCAUUCCAUUUAUCACCACACCCAUCAUCAGGUUUUAAAAAUUUUAAAAAAGAUCGAUUGAUUGCUAAUGAUUUUAUUCAAGUUCGCAAAGUUAUCGAGCAUGUAUAUGAUAAAGUUUUGGGUGCUGGAAGUGACUCGGGAUCAGUAGCUGGUGGUGGAAAUACAGUAUCAAGUGGGUCACCAGCAGGUGAUCGUGCUAAUACGGAUUCAAAUGCUGAUAAUUCAUCUCUAGCUGAGGAAAAAGUUGAACUUCUUUGUAAUGAUCAAGUAUUAGACCCUUCAAUGGAUUUAAGAACAGUAAAACACUUUAUUUGGAAGAACUCAGCGGAUUUGACACUUUAUUAUCGACCUGUUAAAUAG